Molecule: messenger RNA, 1964 nt
Organism: Drosophila montana
Lineage: Eukaryota; Metazoa; Arthropoda; Insecta; Diptera; Drosophilidae
Gene: Lac
Product: Lachesin
Exons: 2
Coding region: 416-1513 (365 amino acids)
Cellular component (GO): neuron projection
Source: RefSeq, a predicted model, not a curated record
CAUUCGUGUCGUGACAGUCAAACCGUGCAGACGUCUUAAGUUUUUUGUGGCUCUCGUGUGUGUUUAAAAGCAAUUGUUAAUUAGUAAACUGGGCUUACACAGACAUCAGUAAAAGAGAGUAAGAGCGCGCGCGCACACACACACGCAUACCGAGAGUCGUGAAAAACCAGCUUAGAGCGAGCUGACAAGUGUGUGUCUAGCGAACAGCAUCCGCGCUGUGCCGUGCAACGGAAAGAGUCAAAGCUACCUGUUUUGUUUUUGGUCACGUCUUCGGGCGUCUCAGAGCGCAGCGCCAAAUAGCUCAGCGGCAGCUUUUCUUCAACAGUUUAAAAGUUACUGUUGCAGUCGUUGUACAAAUAAUCAGCAGUAGGGUGUGGUGCAAUAUAUUUAUAUUUCUGUACACCAAAGCAAAAGAAUGUGGCAAGCUGAGCCCUUGAAGAUUAACAAUUUGUGGUAUGCAUCGCUGCUGCUGCUGGUUGCACUCGCCACGCAAGCACAGGCGCAGAGGACGCCCACGAUUUCCUACAUAACACAGGAGCAGAUCAAGGAUAUUGGCGGCACUGUUGAAUUCGACUGCUCGGUGCAGUAUGCCAAAGAAUAUAAUGUGCUCUUCCUCAAGACAGACUCAGAUGCCGUCUUCCUCUCAACGGGCUCCACGCUUGUGAUUAAAGAUUCGCGCUUCUCACUGCGCUAUGAUCCCAACUCUUCCACGUACAAGCUGCAGAUCAAGGACAUACAGGAAACAGAUGCGGGCACCUACACCUGUCAGGUUGUCAUCUCCACCGUGCACAAAGUGAGCGCCAAUGUGAAGUUAUCGGUGCGUCGUCCGCCCGUCAUCUCCGACAAUUCGACUCAAUCGAUUGUGGCCAGCGAGGGCAGCGAGGUGCAAAUGGAGUGUUAUGCCAGCGGUUAUCCAACACCGACCAUCACAUGGCGUCGCGAGAACAAUGCCAUUCUGCCAACGGAUAGCGCCACUUAUGUGGGCAACAUUUUGCGCAUCAAGUCGGUGAAGAAGGAGGAUCGCGGCACCUACUACUGUGUGGCCGACAAUGGCGUCAGCAAGGGAGAUCGUCGCAACAUCAAUGUGGAGGUGGAAUUUGCGCCGGUUAUAACGGUGCCGCGGCCACGUCUCGGCCAGGCGCUGCAAUACGACAUGGAUCUGGAGUGCCACAUUGAGGCGUACCCGCCGCCGGCGAUUGUCUGGACCAAGGACGACAUCCAGCUGGCCAACAAUCAGCAUUAUACCAUCUCGCACUUUGCCACCGCCGACGAGUAUACCGAUUCAACGCUGCGCGUCAUCACGAUCGAGAAGCGCCAGUAUGGCGACUAUGUGUGCAAGGCAACGAAUCGUUUUGGUGAUGCCGAGGCGCGUGUCAAUCUCUUCGAGACGAUCAUACCCGUCUGCCCGCCGGCCUGCGGCCAGGCGUACUAUGGCGGCGCCGAGCACAUGGCCGCCUCGGCCUCUUCCUUGGCUCUACUGGGCCUCUUGCUGGCGCUGCUCUACACCAGAUAAGCCAAUCCGGCCAGCCAGCCAGCCCACCUCGACGCUCCAUAUCUAAUCCAUCAAUCACAAUUACGAAUAUAUAUAUAUCUGAAGUAUAUAUAGCUACACAUAAUUAGACAACAGCUGUAGUAGAACCGCAAACUCUUAUUUUAAUUUGUGUUCUUGCUUCUAUGUUUAAACCUUCUGUCGAAUUACCAUUUAUCCAAGCUAUAAAACGUCCAACCUUAUGUUAAGUUAAGUCUAAGUUUCACUCAGAAAUGAAUCUUCUUUAAUUGGGCCUAGAACAAACCCAGAAAUCGACUCAAGUUUUCGUUCGUAAAAACCCGUCCGUUAUAUUUUUCUCUCUCUGUAUAUUUUUAAAUAAUUUUAGAACUAAUAUAUAUAUAUAUUCUCAAUAUAUGCAUACAUCACAACAGCAACAACAAAAAGUAAUUCCAUUCCGUUUACGAACAAUCACAUA